Penicillium expansum is the source of this 1191-nucleotide messenger RNA. RefSeq lists its product as uncharacterized. Lineage: Eukaryota; Fungi; Ascomycota; Eurotiomycetes; Eurotiales; Aspergillaceae. The transcript has a single exon. The coding region runs from base 1 to 1191 and encodes 396 amino acids. The record is from RefSeq and is a predicted model, not a curated record.
AUGAGGCGGUCCAGAUUCACUGGCCGAUCCAAACCCAACAAGACAGAAUUCGGCUGGUACUUCGCUGGCGAGCCAAUGGACAAGAGACACUCCCGAAGCGGGCGAAUCAGGCUGGUUCGUUACGGACCUGAGAUGGAAACUUGUGUCCACAGUCGAUGCCCGUCGCCAUCUCCCAUUUCAGAACAGCCAUCUUGCCCCCGCGGUAAUAGAUGCGAGGUUCACCCCCACGAGGCACGCUCCUCAUCCCCAAGCAACACCGAUUCCUCUGGUUAUGAGGCAGCCAGGAGGUACUGUGAACGGUGCCAUAGUAUCAGACGCGAGUCUGGGUCCCCUCCACAGGUGGAGAAAGUAACCUGCUCCUGCCACAAUCGAUGUGAAUGUCACUCUCAUGAAACACGCCCAGUCACGCCAAGUAGCAGUGAUUACUCUAGCUCUGAAACAGCCACAAAACGCUAUGGUAGCCGUCACUCAGCAAGGCGCGAGCGUCGUUCCAAAGAGACACGUCCCACCACACCGAACAGUAGUGAUUUUUCAGACUACGAACCAUCCAGAAGACGCCGAAGCGGCCACCGCACCGGAAAGCGCGAACCAGAGCACCAUCCGCAGGUGGAGGUAUGCCAAUGUGAGGCCCACGCACCCCCUCCCAGCCCACCUACCAUUUCAAGCCAGAGAUACAACUCCGCCCGUGCAUCGUUCACGACAGCACCACGCUCCAGCCCGAUAGUUCACCGCCAUCACUGUCGCAAGGCGUCUUAUUGCGAACUCCACCCGGAGCUCUGCCGAGCUUCGAUGCCUGCACCUUCGCCGGUGCCGAGAUCAAUUCCAACUCCGACCCGCUCUCCCCGGUCGAGUGAGAAGUCCCGUCCCAGCUCCCGAGUCAAACCAGAGCCGAAUCGCACUUUCAGGCGGUCUGCUUCUCCUCACAAGCAGGCGCCUCCCCCAAAGCCAGUAUCUCCACCUAUUCCUACAUCUUCCAGGGCUGAUGUCCAAUAUUGUAGCUGUUGCUAUAUGGAUGGGUACCAUGCUGAUGACUCUGGUUAUUAUACUCCUUAUGAUGACACUGCUUCUGAGACCUCUAUUCAGGCCAUGCCUGACCAUGAUAGGGAUGUGGAUGAGAGACAUUGUGCUUUUCAUCACCGAUGUCGUCCGAGGUUUGAGCGGGGGCUUGGCUGGGUGUGUGGGAGGAAGUGA